GUCCAUUUUCAAAACCAAUCAAAUCCGCAAAUAUUUAUCCUCUUCUUUAUCGCUUUUUCUUCUUGAUUUAGCUAUUGCCUAAUUUAAUCUUCUACAAUCUACCCAAUCCCAACAUCCAUGGAUUCGUCACCAGGUUCUCACAGCAACAAACCCACCAGGCCCCACCAACCAUCUUCCUCUGAGCUUCUUUCCAGUGCCAAGUUGGUGGCUGAGGCAGCCAAAGCCUCACUUAGCCACGAAACUGACAAGGUAGACAAGGGCAGGGUUGCUGGUGCUGCGGCUGAUCUUCUUGGAGCUGCCUCUCACUAUGGCAAGCUCGAGGAGAAGAGUUUUGGCAAGUAUGUAGAGAAGGCUGAGGAUUAUCUGCACCAGUACCACUCCUCCCAUUCUACCACCACCACCACCACCACCAACUCUUCCCACUCAGCAACUAGCACCGCACACUCGUCAUCACAUUCAAGCGGUGCUGCUGACCAUUCUGAAGGUGGGUAUGGUGAAUACUUGAAGAUGGCUCAAGGUUUCUUGAAGAAACACUGAUAUAUAAUAGCGAUUAGGCAAAUCUUUCUUGUUGUGUUUCCUAUUUUCUCCCGCUUUUAUGUCUGUUGUACAACUCUUAGAUCUGAAGCUAUAAGCUUCCUGUCUUUGUAUGUUCUGUUUAAUACUUUACUGUGCUAAAGUUCCAGUGUUUUCUUGAAA
Messenger RNA from Hevea brasiliensis (rubber tree), 696 nucleotides. RefSeq names its product nodulin-related protein 1. The transcript has a single exon. NCBI's taxonomy places the organism in Eukaryota, Viridiplantae, Streptophyta, Magnoliopsida, Malpighiales, Euphorbiaceae. The record is from RefSeq and is a predicted model, not a curated record. The coding region runs from base 118 to 537 and encodes 139 amino acids. Gene Ontology annotation, biological process: regulation of abscisic acid biosynthetic process; response to heat.